Messenger RNA from Adineta ricciae, 2217 nucleotides. NCBI's taxonomy places the organism in Eukaryota, Metazoa, Rotifera, Eurotatoria, Adinetida, Adinetidae. The record is from the annotation of a GenBank genome assembly.
AUGAACGCUAUCUUGAUUGUAUAUGUAGAAAGAAACCUAUUUCAAUUUGCGAUCUCCACACAGCAAACUUAUUCACCCGACUCAAAUAACGAAUUCGAGGAAACGUUCGAUGAUCGGAAUGGUUCUAUCAUGCUUGAUAACAAUAAUAUCAUCAUGAAAACACCUCAAUCUCUUGAUGAUCUUCUCGAUGUUGAUGAUAAUAACAAUGAAAACGAUGAAGAGAAUGAAAAUCUUGAUCAGAAUAAUGAUAAUGACGACGAUUCAACGCAUUUAAUCAUUGAUCAUCCAAAUCCAGCAGAACAAACAAAACAAAAGAAAUCUAUCGAGAAAAAUGGUCCAGGUGUCCUGGACGUGCCAUCGCCGGACGUUGGACUCGAUGUCAAGUUUGGUUUCAAUGAUCUAUGUCCUGUAUGCGGUGAUAAAGUCAGUGGGUUUCAUUAUGGUCUCUUGACUUGUGAAUCAUGCAAAGGAUUCUUCAAACGAACAGUACAAAAUAAGAAGAACUAUCAAUGUAUCGAUAAACAACAAUGUCAAAUCGAUAAAACUCAACGUAAACGUUGUGCAUUUUGUCGGUUCAAAAAAUGUUUACAAGUGGGGAUGAAGCUAGAAGCUGUUCGAGAGAAUCGAGUACGAGGUGGGCGAAACAAAUUCGGUCCAUUGUAUCGUCGAAGUCGAGCUUUACGUCAGCAAAUCAUGCGUCAGCAUUUUGUCAGUAUGGUCAAAGCACAACAAAACAUGAUUCCUAAUGGCAACGGAAUGGACAAUGGACAAGGAGCAUUGGAUAUAACAGGCAAUGCUAUGCAAGUGAAAUCCGAACCUGAACAACCAAAUCUUCAUCCAUUUCAACACAUGUAUUCGAAUCUACAAACGACGACGAAUAUCAAUCACCCAUCACACUCACAUCACCCAAACGCCCAUCAAUCACAUCAUCAGCAUCAUUAUCAACAACAGAAAUCAUCAACGUUUCCUGGUGUUUAUCCCGAUUUCUUCAAUCCAAAUUCAUCAAUUACAAACAAUACACGUUUACAACAACCGUUUCAAUUGAACCCAUUCGAUUCCUACUAUAAGAAUUCUUCAGCAUCGUCAACAGCAUACGGUCAUUCGCCUCCUUCUUUACUUUUACCAUCCAAUAGCAACAGUAAUCCACCGUCGGGCUCAUCGAACUCAAGUUCAUCGCCUGUCGGUCAAAUCUCAUCGAAAUUACUUGAUUAUCAAAUCUCAUCACCAUCAACCACAGGAACAACGACAACUGUUAGUACAACUAAUUCAACAUCACACACGUCGUCGAUUUUGAGUACAUUAACUAUGCAGCAACAAUCAAUGACCACUAAUGAUUCGAUGCAUACAGAUACGAAUAACGGCAUAUCUUCAAUCUAUUUUUAUAAUAAUCAGUACUUAGCACCGAGUUACGAUAUUAAUGAUACAAAUAAUAUUCCCGAAACGUUAACUAAGCUCAUUGAAUCAGAUCAGGCUUAUCGAUGUACGGAAGUACGUUAUAUUGAAGAUAUUCAACAGAUUCACAUUGAUUUGAAUCGUGAUGGUGGUGAUAUAUUAGUGGUCUGUUCACUAUUAGAUAAACUAUGUUUUCUAAUGGUUGAUUGGGCACGACAAUCAUUAUAUUUCAAAGAUAUUCAGAUUGAUAAUCAGAUAAAAUUAUUGAAAGCAGCAUGGAUUGAAAUCUUAAUUAUUGACCUUAUUUGGAAACAAUGUCAACAACCAAAAGAAACGUGUGUCAAUUGUAUCGUUAGUGCUAAUGGACAACUAUUAAAUAUCAAUUUGAUUCAAAAUCCUGCUGUUAAAAAGCUUGCAGAAAGAUAUUUACAAUGUGUAAAUGAUUUUCGUCAGUUACAGUGGCAAUAUCCAGAAUAUCUUGCACUAAAAUACCUUGUUCUCUUCGAUCCAGAUGUUCAAGGCGUCACGGAAUCGAGUUUAAUCGAAGAAGUUCAAGAGAAAAUCACGAAUGCAUUAGGUGAAUACACAACCGAUCAUAAUAAUCCAUCGACAUCAAACUCAACCAACCGUUCUCCAUCUCAACAACAAGCACCAACCAAUGAACAAGAGAAAUUUGCUUGUAUUCUGUUAAAACUGCCCGAUGUGCGUUUGAUUGGCAAUGAUUUGAAGAAAUUUUUACAACUAAUUGAUCGUAAACACAGCGGCAAGCUUCUUGACGGUUGUUUACUUGGCGAAAUGCUCAACGGUUUACAAUCGAAUAAUUAA